Messenger RNA from Parascedosporium putredinis, 6624 nucleotides. The record is from the annotation of a GenBank genome assembly. NCBI's taxonomy places the organism in Eukaryota, Fungi, Ascomycota, Sordariomycetes, Microascales, Microascaceae.
AUGGCAACUGAGUUCAAUACUGGUUUGGCAACGCCUCAGAGAAGCCCACAACAUACACCCGAGUUUGGCUUUAGACCCUAUGAUCCAUAUGCCAUAGCAGUUUGUGGUAUUGGCCUACGACUUCCUGGGGGAAUAAAGGACACCCAUGACUUUUGGGAGCUGCUGGUCAACGGACGAGAUGCUCGCGGUCCCAUCCCAUCAACGAGAUAUAACAUUAGCGGGUUCGAUGAUUCGUUGGGAGGUAAAGGUGGUAUCAAGGCGCGGUAUGGAUAUUUCCUCGAUGAGGACAUAUCUGGGUUAGACACAUCCUUCUUUUCAAUGACACGAAAGGAGGUCGAGAGCUGCGAUCCCCAGCAGCGCCGUCUGCUCGAAGUGGUAAAGGAAUGUCUCGACGAUGCUGGAGAGAUUCACUACAGAGGCCGCGCCGUCGGUUGCUACGUGGGCACAUUUGGCGAUGACUGGCUCUUGAUCAACUCGAAAGAAAACCAGCAUCAGGACGGUUACGGCUAUCUUUCCACGGCCAACGGGGACAUGAUGCUUGCAAAUCGAGUGUCCUAUGAAUACGACUUUAGGGGACCGAGUUCGGUUGUUAAGACGGGGUGUUCUGCGUCGCUUGUUGGGCUCCACGAGGCGUGUCGAGCCAUUCAAAACGGCGACGCAACCUCGGCAGUUGUGGCAGGUACCAGUAUAAUUCUAACCCCCACUAUAUCUGCAUCAUUCACAUCAGAGGGCAUCCUGUCUCCAGAUGGCUCUUGCAAGACGUUCGAUGCCAAGGCAGAUGGAUUCGCGAGGGCUGAAGCUGUAUCCGCUAUAUACAUAAAACCCCUCGAGGCAGCGCUUCGUGAGGGCAAUCCAAUCCGGGCGGUGAUUAAGGGGACGGGGACAAACUGUGAUGGGAGAAGUGGCGGAUUACUGAGACCGAAUGCAGACGCUCAAGAAGCCUUGAUGCGCAAAGUCUAUUGUGAUAAUGGGCUGGACCCGGGCGAGACCGCGUUCGUCGAGGUUGUCCUGGAUGCGUUUGAGCCGCCCGAGGCCAUUCAGUCAAACUCUCGUCCUACACGGCCUGACCUUUUUCUCCUCUCCGCAAACACAAAACCAUCUCUCGAGAUGGCGAUAGCUCGCUAUGACGAGUUUCUUCGAAGCGAGAGCCGAUCAAAGGGGCCCGACGUCGCAUACACGUUGGCGCUCCGCCGGGAAAGACUUCCCCAUCGAGCCUUUUCGCUAGUCCAGGACGGAAAUAUCAUCGGAUCCUGGGAACCGGCAACGGUUGCCGCAGCAAAGGCUGCUCCCGUAUACAUGGUUUUCACCGGACAGGGUGCACACUGGGCGGGGAUGGCCAAGGAGAUGGUUCUGGGCGAUGAUCUUUUCAGGAAGGAUAUCGUCCUAAUGGAUAGCAUCUUGAGUGGACUCACGUAUCCCCCAUCGUGGUCAAUGAUGGAAGAGAUUAUGCGGGUAGAAAACCAAUCACGAGCUCACCUUCCAGAAAUCUCCCAGCCUCUAUGCACUGCGAUACAGAUUGCACUUUUCAACCGUCUUGCUCACAUUGGUGUACGGCCGGAGUGCGUGGCCGGCCACUCUAGUGGGGAGAUAGCAGCGGCCUAUGCCUCAGGUGUGCUAUCGAUGGAAGCGGCCAUGGUGAUUUCGUACUACCGAGGCUACGUAGCAGCGGGCCUUGCGGAGACAGGCUGUAUGAUUGCGGUUGGACUCCCCGCUCAUGAGAUCGAGCCCUUGCUCCCCACCCGCGUCGUUGUGGCGUGUGAAAAUAGCCCCAAGAGCACGACCAUCUCGGGAGAAAGAGAGCCUGUAUUGAGGGCGCUGGAAAUAAUUAGGCACCGAUGGCCUGAUGCCCUGACAAAAGAACUAGGCAUUAAUAUUGCCUACCACUCCCACUACAUGAAUGCCGUUGGGGAUGACUAUAUAAGCCUCAUACAGGAAGACCUCUCAAAACUCUGCGCCUGGCCGGCAAAGUCCACGACACCCUUCUACUCAAGCGUGACAGGGCAACAGGUCGAGCCCUAUCAUGAUUUCGGUCCAAAUUAUUGGCGAGAGAACCUCGUCUCUCCCGUAAGAUUCUCAACUGCCAUCUCCACACUUCUCGAUGUAAGCGGGGCUGGUAUAUUCCUAGAAAUCGGGCCUCAUAGCGCUCUGCUGGGCCCUCUGAAGCAAAUUGCGGCAGCGAAUCAGAGUCUCUGGUAUGAAAGCAGAGUUGUACGACACGUCGUCGCCAAGGCGGCGCUGGUCUUGUCUGAAACGACUGGGAAUGAGAUAAUAACAGCUCUGAAGAGGCACAAACUGACGGAUGCGUGUGAGCUCCAGGAUGUGUCUUCCGCGGUUACCGAGUGUCAAGCCACAGCUAAUAUCACACCCAUCAGCGCCGAUCAAAGCAUGGCUUACGCCCUCCACCCAGCCGUAAUCGAUGCUUGUUUUCAGCUUGUCAUUAUGGCCUCGGUACGGGGCAUAGGUCGCCUGCUCUCUAAGACCUGCCUCCCUACGCGCCUUGAGCGUGUUGAUAUCCUUCCCAGCAGUGAAGUACUGCGAGCAUCAGCCCUGGUGUCUCAAGGCAACGAGUCUACCACUGUGGAGUGCAUGGCCGAUGACCGACUCGUUCUGAAACUUAGAGGACUCCAUCUAAGCAGCCUCGGUGACGAUCUCGGGGUUGAAAAUGCCGAUAUCCACGCCGCCGCAAGACUAGAAUGGGUGCCUCAUCUCGACUUUAUUGAUCCGGGACCGCUGUUAAAGCCAGCAAAUUUCAGUCAAGGAGAGGUUGAACUGAUUGAGGAGAUGACAUUUUUAUGUAUGCUCGACACUCUGGAAAAAGUGGAAGACCUCGUGCCCGCGCACACACACUUUUACAAAUAUCGGGAGUGGCUACGGCGUGAGGUCUCGGAGGCGGCGAUCUUCACGGGAGAACUCGAGGCCAUCGACGUUCUCACGGAAGGCGGCGUACUAACCGAUUUAUACAAUGUGGUGAGCUUCGAAUUCAGCGGCUUCGUUCGCCUAAUGUCCAACACCAGGCCAAAGCUUCGUGUGCUUGAGGUUGGUGCCGGAACUGGAGGAACGACAGAACUUAUCCUUCGCGAUCUGGUCAAGGGCGGCCUACCUCAGUACUCGGCUUAUACCUUUACCGACAUAUCCGCCGGAUUCUUGUCUCGGGCCAGAGAACGCUUCGAGUAUGCCCCAAACAUGGACUACCAGAUUCUAGACAUCUCAAAGGACCCGGUCGGUCAAGGGUUUGAUACCUCUUCCUAUGAUCUCAUCAUCGCCGCAAAUGUUGUACAUGCGACCCCAUCUUUGCAUGAGAGCCUUUUGAACCUUAACAAGCUUUUAAAACCGGAUGGCACACUUCUCCUCACCGAGCUCUGUAGCGAGCUACGCGUCCCAGGGUACAUCUUUGGAACAUUUUCCGGCUGGUGGCUAGGAGGUGACGACGGUCGUGAAUGGGUUCCCUACGUACCCGUCCCGCGAUGGGACGAAGAGCUCAAGAUGGCUGGGUACGUGGGCGCUGAAACAGUCGUAUAUGACCAGGCAGCCCCUUAUACCUGUUGCACUGCGAUUAUCUCACGCAAGCUGUCACCCAAGCCGGAUUCUCUCAGAGAAGUGACAGUUCUUUCACACGACCCCGAGUCAGGAGCGGCACUUGUGAUCAAGCAGGCCCUGGAUAGAGAGGGAAUAUCUGUCAGACACGCUUCGAUCGAACACGACUUUCUGCCGGACCAAGACAUGGUAUGCUGUUUUGAUCUCGAAACAAACUACUUCAAGGACGUGUCGGAAGCAGAGUUCCACAAUUUUCAGGCAUUCGUUCGGAAGCUCAAGUCCACCCGGCUACUUUGGCUAACCAAGCCCGCGCAAGUCGAAUGUAAAGACCCAUGGGCUGCUUCGUCUCUUGGAGUGGCCCGAACCCUACGCUCCGAGCUUGAAGUACCCUUGUACACUCUGGAGAUUGAUCCCGAGGAGGCGAACUUUCCCAACAUGGUAUUACAGGUGCUCGAGAAAAUACGACGGGAUGCAGGCGAUGAUACUUUAGACCCUGACAAGGAGUUUGCCGUUUAUAAUGGAAACCUAUGUGUCGGGAGAUACCAGCCUUUCUCCGUGCUUGAUGAGACGACUCAACCUUUGAACCUCGGCCGCUUGGAACGGGGACAAACGGUUCUCAUCCAUUCGGCGUGCGGUGGCGUCGGAAUGGCGGCGAUACAAGUUGCCAAACUGGCUGGUGCCGAGAUCUUUGCGACGGUAGGUGGCGACCAUAAAGUCGAGUAUCUGAUGCGCAAGUUUGGUAUCCCCCAAAGCCAUAUUUUCAAGUCUAGAGACGAUUCAUUUUACGAUGGGGUAAUGCGAGAAACAAAGGGCCGCGGGGUGGACGUCGUACUCAACUCCCUCUCCGGGGAUCUCUUGCACGCGUCCUGGCGGUGCGUCGCGCCGUUUGGCAUCUUGGUGGAGAUUGGCAAGCGAGACCACAUGGAAAAUGGAAAGCUGGACCUGGGGCCCUUCUUGGCCAACCGGACAUAUUCUUGUUUCGACGGGAAGGAGUUUUCACUGCAGCGGCCCGAAGUCAUGGGAAGGCUGCUCGAAAAGUACUUGGGAUUGUACGAGCUUGGUAUCUUGGGCGCAAUGCCAGAAGUUCGAAAUUUUGAUGUCAAGGAGGUGGAGCAGGCGUUCAGGUGGCACCAGGACGGCCAGCAUAUUGGCAAAGCGGUGGUAAGUAUACCGCAGCAAUUCGAUCUCGAACACCUCCGGGCCGCUCCGUCAUCAUCACAAACUCUGAAGUUGGAUCCAGAGGGCAGCUACCUGCUCACGGGCGGGCUCGGGGGCCUUGGGAGGACAACAGCCCGCUGGCUCGUAGAGAGAGGUGCCCGCUCGUUGACAUUUUUAUCGAGAGGGGCACAAAGCGAAAACAACACUCAUUUUAUCCGAGAACUCGGUGCGAUGGGAUGUCGGGUAACUGCAGUCUCGGGGUCUGUAGAAAGACUCGAAGAUGUCCAAGAAGCUCUUACGCGGUCGCAUGCGCCGGUCAAGGGGGUAUUCCAUAUGGCAAUGGUUCUCGAGGAUGCGCCAUUCGUGGACAUGACUUGGGCACAAUGGAAUGCGGCAACUCGGCCCAAGAUUGACGGCGCUUGGAACUUGCAUACCGCGCUCAUUGACCAAAAGCUCGACUUUUUCUUUCUUGCAAGCUCUGUUGUGACUACCACUCAUAGCCCAGGACAAGGAAACUACUGCGCAGCCAAUACGUAUCUGGAGGCAUUGUGCCAAUACCGGCAAGGUCUCGGCCUGCCAGCGUCUGUCUUGGGUAUAUGCCCAAUUCGCGGGGCCGGCUUUGUCGCAAGCAGCGCCAGAGCGCAGCGCAAUAUGAAGGCACAGGGUCUCUACAGCUUAAACGAGCAAGCGUAUCUCGACUUUGUCGAGCACUCGCUGUUAUCCAACACGUGCCGUGCUGUCAUCGCGCCAGAGUCCUCUUCUCAGUCGUUUUCUUCGUGGAAGAACGAAUCCCACGUGGUGAUGGGGCUCCGCUCGGAGCUCGAUCUGCAGGACCCCAACAACAAGACAAACUGGCGGAGGGAUAGGCGGAUGGGGAGCUAUCAUAAUGUGCGCAAUAAUACUGUAAAGGAGCUGUCGUUGGAUGCAAAUGAGCUCAAAAUGUUUCUAGACAGGGCUGCGCAGGAAGGAGAGGCACUUUUGCUGUCUCAAGAAGGUGCCCACUUCCUGGCAGCGGAGAUUGGGCGCAAGGUGUACAACAUCAUGUUGCGGCCGGAAGGCGAGACGGCAAACGUGUCGGCGAGCCCGGCCGAGCUAGGGGUGGAUUCACUGAUGGCCACGGAGCUCAGGAGAUGGUUUCGGCAGGCGUUUGGACUCAAGAUCAGUGUGCUGCAGAUUCUCAGCGCGGAGUCGCUCGAACAGCUGGGGCGGACGGUGGGGGCGGGCUCGCUGAGAGUGCGGCGGAGAAAAAACCUUGGCUUCGCGGCUACGGCCAAGAUCGAUGGAGAUUGGAGCGUUGAGAGAGUGCUCGACCAAGUUUCAGACGGGCCAUCACUCGCCACCGGAUCAACGUCCCCCUGCGAGUCGAUUUCCGACCACAUGUAUCGCAUGUCGAUCCUCACUUUUAUGACACCUCCCGCACUCGCCGCCCGCAUCGAUGUCAACAGGUGCAUCAAGAUGUGCUUGAUUCACGACAUGGCAGAGUCCCUAGUAGGCGACAUCACCCCGGUCGACGGUGUGGCCAAGCCAGAGAAGAAUCGGCGCGAGGCGGCUACGAUGGACUUUAUUAGCUCCGGUCUGCUCGGAAACGUGUACGGCGGAGUUCCCGGCCGCGAACUGCGCGAGAUCUGGCAAGAGUACGAAGACUCGCAGACGCCAGAGAGCCUGUACGUCCACGACAUCGACAAGAUGGAGCUUUUGCUUCAAAUGUACGAAUAUGAAAAGAGGGGCAAUCACGAAAUCGACCUCGGGGAAUUCGCCUACGUUGCGACUAGAAUUACCCUCCCCGAGGUCAAGGAAUGGGCCGAUGAGCUGCUCAAAGAGCGAGAAGCCUUUUGGAGCGAGCGGGAACACGUGCAAGGAAACAAAGGCGUGGAUGGUGGUGUUGAAGAUGACGUGAGGCAGCAGCAAAACGAGUAUUACGAGAAUGAGUGA